AUGCCGAAGGGUAGCUAUAUUCCUUGGACUGCAUCUGAGGAAAACAACCUCGAGCAAUGGAUAUCUGAGCACCUCUGGUUGUCUUGGGAAAGAAGAGCCGAGGAAUAUUCCAAGCAACACAAUAAAGGCAGAUCAUUCGAAUCGCUGCGAGGUAAAUACAAUCAGCUUCGGAAAGGGAUUAGAAGACGGCGUCCAAUCUCUGAUAAAUUGCCUACACGUAUCCGCACGAUGACCCGUAGGGCUCGGUACCGGCGCCAGAAGCUUCCGGAAGGCUUCCCUCCUUGCCCCCCUGUCCACAAGCUUAAGGCCUCGGACCCUUGGGCUCGUCGACUACUACAGCAAGGGCAGCAAUUCGGAAACGCACGCCCUCGAGCCUCAGUGGCCUCGCUGAAAAAAGAUAACUACGAGCCCUCAUAUCCAGCACAUCAUGCUGCCCCGGCCCCAAACCGUUCUUUCGGCGGCGUGAACAACCAGCCUUUGUUUCACAGCUUUGGAGGAUGA
This is a messenger RNA of Penicillium hordei, 501 nucleotides long. RefSeq lists its product as uncharacterized. NCBI's taxonomy places the organism in Eukaryota, Fungi, Ascomycota, Eurotiomycetes, Eurotiales, Aspergillaceae. The transcript is spliced from 2 exons. The record is from RefSeq and is a predicted model, not a curated record. The coding region runs from base 1 to 501 and encodes 166 amino acids.